AUGCAUCUAUUGACCUCCUUACGGUCUUCCGUUAGCAUAUCUCGUCAGAGUCCCUCUCCUAAGUCUUCGUCGGGAAGUUUCCCUACGACUCCCAUCGACCCUAUUAGUGAAGAUGGAUCAUUCACGAGCGGUUCUACGACACCUGCAUUCCAGUCUUUGCCACAGGACUUGUUGGAUGGCAUGAAGCCAGCGCUGGUGCUAAUUCAGGCCCAAGCACGUAAGAAAUAUUACAGUUGGGAGUAUGACCCUUUGAAACACGAAGUCUGGCAAAUGACGUCUAAUGAGAGACCAGAUGAGUUUUUGUCAGUGCAUAAGCUCUUUCUGGUCGGGACCAAUUUAGUUAUUGAAGGCGAGAAUUUCGAAAGGUAUAGGAUAAGUCUUGUAGAAGAAAAUGAUAAUAUUGGGCGAUGUGGCGUAGAAGCCUCUGGACAGGUUUUAAGUCUCAACGGUGGUCAAAUGAUACUGACAUGUACUGAGUUGCUAUCGCUUAUGAAUCUUGAGAAGUUUUGUCUCUUAUCCAUUUUUGAGUGUUCUUCCAUCUUCAAAUCAAUAACAGGUACUGUGAUAUCGGGUCUGGGGCUUCAACUGUCAGAUAUGCAUGUCAUUUUGAGUUCCACUUUCAAUUACAAAGAUUGGUGUGAAGUUUACUUGAAAGAAGAGGGAUGGGUCAAAGUGUGGUGUCACAUCGAUAAAGUCGGUAGAAAGAGCUCAGGCGACCAUCGUGACGGGCGGUGUCAGAUAAAGUUUUACAGAGACAAGAAAUCGACGUCUUCUAAAAACCUAGUUUGUUUUAUCCCAGACUGUGAAUACGUGCAAGAUGUGUUCUUUUAUAAAGACUGCAAAUCACAUCCACUGGAUGUUUUAGAAAUGGGACUCGAAGACUUUUUAGACCGUUUGAACACUAUAAAAGUUGUUGGUAACAUUUGUUACCCACAAGAAGGUUUCUCGCAACAGAAUAGAUCAAGAUCGUCGUCGAGUAUGUCCUUUUUUAUGAACAACGAUAACCGCAGAAACUCGACAGUGCUAUCAAGCCCCACAUCUUCGACCUCCAGGCUAAAGAUGCUCUCACCAUCCAGAGGUCACCAAAGGAAAAAAUCAGAAGUCAGUUUAGACUCGAAUCACUCUCGUUACACAGACAUCGACAACUGCAUCACAGAUCCCAAGGGACUCCUGAUAAGGCCUCUAGCGCACAGCGGUGUUCACUGCCUCGAAGCUAUGAUCAGAAUGGUUAUCCCAAUGAUGGACUGCACACAUUUGUACGGUCGUCCAGCACACUUCAAGACAGAGCGUAGUGAUCUAGAAUCGCUGAUGUUCGGCCUACCAAAACUCCCGGCCGUGGACUACUUUGCCAAGGAAGAACUAUUACUACUCCUUGAGCCCGAAAUCGUCAUUGACAAGUUUCCCUCAGCAGAUCCUAGCACAGUAGCCAUGCGUUUCUUUACCAAGUUUCUCGCCGAUAGAAUGGCUCAAAAUUCAAAGCGGGACAGCAAGCUGACCUUCACACACCUCGCCAGCUUGGCUCCCCAACCACAAGAGAUCAUCUCGGUUUCAGAGAAGCUCGACGACACUACCUCUACAACCAGUUCUCUCAUCAUAUAG
Messenger RNA from Torulaspora delbrueckii, 1599 nucleotides. RefSeq names its product Tph3p (gene TPH3). Bases 1 to 1599 code for a protein of 532 amino acids. The record is from RefSeq and is a predicted model, not a curated record. Lineage: Eukaryota; Fungi; Ascomycota; Saccharomycetes; Saccharomycetales; Saccharomycetaceae. The transcript has a single exon.